UAUGAAUAUAUUACUAGAGAAGGCAACUUUCGAUCACGAUCUUCACCUCAGUUCAUAUUUUUCAAAGACGCAGUCGUUUGUUCGUGUUUUUCCUGGCUGGUAAGUCUUGGUUCUUGGAAUAAAUAAAAGGAAAGGCGAGCAGACCGUUCGUACACAGCAAACCGAAGUCAUCGAGUAUUACUCGGUGUCAGUUCAACAAGCAAGAGCAUCUUGAUCUUCUAGAAGAGCAAGAAGAUUUAGUUUGUGCCACCUGUAGCGGACAACUUCUAGGAGUUCUAGCUCUACCUGUCUAAGUUGUGUACAACCACUGUUAUACCGCUCUAUCUUGAUGUUUUUAUUUGUAAUAAAUCAUUAUCAACGACAAGAAGAUGAAGAACAGCAAGAUGGUGAUGAACAAGAUGAAAAAGGUGGUGCGUUCCGAUCAACGGGCUCAACGCUCACACCGAUCAUGCGCGACGCGCGGCUCCGCUUUUUUAAGACUAUUGAACAUAUUUAUACUGAUAGAAGUACAUUCAGCACAAUAACUUCUUGACCCAUCCUCGUCGAAGUGUUUGUCUCUUGUAAUUCUAUCAUCUUCCUUGCUGGACGAGUAGACGCUUCAUUGCUAGUUCGAGAAGAAGAAUGUAUUCGAACAUAAAUGAGUAGAUCAAGAAGGAUGUGUAGUUGAAUCAGAAUUCUUUCUAUAUAUAAGGUAAUAAAGAAAAACAAAAAAAUUCAAGCUAUGGAGUAAGUGGAUGUAGUUUAUUCGCUCUUCUAAUCACUACGUCGACUGCGAGCAGCACUACAACCUUGCUCCUCCUGGUAACAACUUCUCCGGAUGCCUGCUCCGCUGUCUCGUUGAAG
Molecule: messenger RNA, 843 nt
Organism: Amoebophrya sp. A25
Lineage: Eukaryota; Dinophyceae; Syndiniales; Amoebophryaceae
Source: the annotation of a GenBank genome assembly